Molecule: messenger RNA, 549 nt
Organism: Cladophialophora carrionii CBS 160.54
Lineage: Eukaryota; Fungi; Ascomycota; Eurotiomycetes; Chaetothyriales; Herpotrichiellaceae
Exons: 2
Coding region: 1-549 (182 amino acids)
Source: RefSeq, a predicted model, not a curated record
AUGAACAAGCAAGAGCUGCAAGCCCAUCUCACUGAAAUACUUGCGGAAAGCCCCAGGGUCUUGGUCGAGCAGUUCCUGUCUGGAACCGAGGGCACUGUGACCGUGAUGCCUCCUUCAAUAGAUGUCCCACACUAUUGGUCUUUGCCGCUCGUGCUCCGAUUCAAUCACGACCGUGGCAUAGCGCCAUACAACGGCGUAGUGGCCGUGGUCAAGAAUUCCAAGGCGUUGGCCCGGGAACAGACCGCCGCGAAUCCCACCUACACGGCCAUCUGCCGACACUGUGAACGCGUUGGGGAGAAGCUGAAGACAACUGCUCCGAUACGCAUUGAUGUGCGUCAAUUCGGGCAAGGAGAAGAUUUCGACACAUUCGCCAUUUUCGACGUCAACAUGAAGCCAAACAUGACAGGCCCUGGACGACCGGGACGGGAGAGCCAAGCAAGCUUGACAGCGAUGGCAGCGUCUUCCAUCGGUUGGGACUACACGGCAUUAUUGAAAUACAUGCUGGCAUCUUCUCGUACCCUGCAGGACCUCCGCUCACUGGAGGUCUAG